UGCGCACUCGGUUUAUCGAUCGAAGAAUUAAGGUUAAAACUGUCUGUGUACAUUUAAAACACAUGACACGGUUUACCGACCUACGUGCAGUCACUAUUUAAGAUCCUCUUCACGAGAAUCAGAGAGUAUAGGAUUUUAACAUGGGGACCCGUCACGUGUGUCUGUUUCUACUCUGUGGCCUAGCUUCUCUAACUUCAGGACAGAAUGUGACGUACAAGGUCACCACGAUUCUUGAUAAUCCUUUCGUAAUUAAAAAGGAAGGCGCUCUUACUGAAUUCAAAGGCCUGAUUCCCGACUUGUUAAGAAAAAUAGAACCAAUUAUCAACGCAAAGUUUGAAAUUAGUCAUGUUGGAGACUUCAGGUUUGGCACCCAAGACAAAUAUAAUAACUGGACUGGAAUGAUAGGGGAACUAAUCAAAGGGGAUGCAGACAUCGCAGCGGCCAGUCUAACCAUGACAGCUGAGAGAGCUAAAGUUAUUAGUUUCGCUCACCCCUUCGCCGAGGUGGGACUGACCAUCGUCAUGAAGAAGCCGAGUGUGCGAGGCUGGGAGGCCGUAAAGGGUUUUGUGACGUUCCUACAGCCCUUUGAGGCAGGCGUGUGGAUUGCCUUCUUAUUUGCUUGUUUGCUUAUUCCCAUUCUCUAUGGCGUCUUCGUACAUUUUGAUCCUUUGGAAGAUGAUGCUGAGUCGAGUUUGUUGAGGAAUAUUGCCGACGCAGUUCCUGUUAUCUUCUAUAGACUGUGUUUACAAGGAAGUCUUGCGCCAUCCAAAUGUACCUCCCGAGCUGCAAGAGUUCUAGUCGCCUUUUGGUCAUUGUUUCUAAUCAUUCUAUUCGUCACAUGGGCAUCAGCCUUUGCUGUAUACCUGAUGCAAGGACAAAGACAAAUUCCAACCACCCCUACUCAUUCAUUCAAACAGCUUUCGGAACAAUCCGGAAUACAAUUUGGAACAGUUCAAAUGGGAAGUACGUACAAGUAUUUCACAGAGGCCAAGGAUGAGGUAGAUAGAAAAAUUGGAGAGCACCUGAAAGACAAUCCCAACCAACUGGUGAAAAGUACAGAAGAAGGAAUCAAAAGAGUUAGAACCAGCAAUGGGCAGUAUGCAUUUAUCAUGGAGGAAUUGAGCGCGCGACAAUAUGUAGGACAGUUACCGUGCGAUUUGAUGCUUAUUCACCAUUCUUUUAUUCGGAAGUCGUAUGCUUUCGGGUGUGCGAACGCCAAUGUCUGCAGAAAUAUUGACGUUGCCAUUAUUAAGCUGAAGAAUGAUGGCGAAAUUCGGGAGCUGACAGAUAAAUGGAUGGAGAAUGACGGCGGCUGUGACACAGAUUUUUAUGACGAUUAUUUGGAAUACAUUACUUCUUUCAACAGCAAGAAAGACGCAUCGGGAUAUCUCUUUCAGAGCAAUGCACUAAGUAUGGAAAAAGUCGGCAGCAUGUUCAUUCUGUUAGCCAUAGGGAUAGUCGUAGGAGUUGGAUUGCUGAUUUUUGAUAUAUGCACUGAACGAAAGGUGCAGGUGAGUAAUAUUCGUACCUUCUCUAUAAUAUUUAUCAAACAAAAAAAGCUCCAUUCAUCAUUGGAUCGGGAAUUUCCUUUUUGGAGAAUCGCAUUUAAAGACCUAUUAUCAUUAUCACAAAAAGGGGUGCGACUUUCAGGAAGAGCUUCAGACGGUUGUGUUUUAAUUAUCUUUACUUAUAUUAUACUAAAACGUCGUCGACGGUAGGGAAACUUUCUGAAAUAUACAUGUAGACCUUCACAUGACGAUCAGGGCCGUGGCAGUGAAGGUCAUUUAAUUUGCCAACACCUGCUGCGAUACGGGACUGAUCUCAGACCUCCGUAAGGAUUUCGGACCUUCGUACGUAAGGUAUUAGACCUCCGUAUCUAAGGUCUCGGACCUCCAUAUUUAAGGUCUCGGACCUCCAUAUUUAAGUCUCGUCCGAAUACCAUUUCCCAUAGACUCUCAUUUGUAAAUACUGAGCAAUUAGCGAAGGUGCAAUCACUACCUAUUUUUACGUCUGGUAUUUUUGACGCGGCCUGGGCACAAGCAGGAUUCCAACCCUCGAACGCUUCCAAAGGAUAAAGGUGUUCUUCUCCUAAUCAGCCCCAAAAUAUUUUCUUAACGAAGAAUAAAAUCGAGCAAAUUAUAUAAAUUUUCUACAGCAGAAGAUAUUAAAAAAGUGGGUUCACCGAGAGACUUUUAGAAAUUUAUCUCACAAUGGAAAGAUGUGGCUUAAUUAAUUUAAUUUUAAAAUCUAUAGCUAUGGGAAAAGACGUUUUUCAUAGAUUAAAAAUAAAGAAAUAAAGUACAAAAAGAUCCACAAUGAUAUCACCAUUGAAUUAGGGUACUAAAAAGCAUAAGUCACCGUGUAAUAUUUUUUAAAAUUUUAUUUUUCCAAAUUUGACUUCUAUCUCUUAUAAAUUAACACUAAACGUCAUUUAAAUUGUGUGCUUAUACAUUUUACAUAAUAGAAUAAUGUUUAGUAUUUUCAGCAACUUUAAAUCAAUUGUUUACCUGCUGCAAAUAUCCUCUUCAUUGGGAAUAGAAUAUCUUAAAGAUGAAGAUUAUGAUGUGUUUACGACUAACUAGCUUAUCAAGAGUCCCGAUCAUUAAUAGCUGAGAUAAGAGAUUGGCGUUAAGCUCUUAGCGGUGUGAUAUUUUCCCCUGAUAUUAGCUGAAUUUGAAAUUAAAAAUUUAAUUCCAUAUGCUGUAAUAUCACUGAAUAUAUCUAUAAAAAGCAAAACAAGUAUGCUUGUUGCUGAAUCGAAUGUUAAAUUUAUAUUAGAUGGGUUUUUUUCUUGCAGAAAGCCGUGACGAGAAGAGGGGGAACCGACAAGCAGCCGUUUCAUUCUAUAACUGACGACAUGCAGUAACCGGUCUCCAUAACCGACAAAUGUGCUGCAAUGUCGUCAAAGAUCUGAUAAUGAACAGCCGAUUAUGCCAACAUUUUUAUUCGUGCCAUUUGAUAGAGUAGAUACCCUCUCAGAAGUUCAAUGCAACUGAAAAGCAAUGUGGGCUUUCUGUAAUACCAGCGUGUAUGUUAAGUGUGGCUGCAGUGCAAUGUUCCCUUUUCUGUUAUCAUUCAUUGUCGGUUACUUAUAUGUCAUUUAAUAUUUCUUUUUAUCUAGUAUGAGAAUGCAUGUUUGUUUUCAGUAUAGACGCUUCACCCCUGUUUAUAAGGAAAUUCAUAUCAACAUCGCAAAUUAAGUGAUGUGUUGUAACUGCUAAAUUUGUUUUAGAUUAAAGCGUAAAUAAAGUAAAAAGAAGUGCUUUAAAGAAAUACAAGAAAUGUGAGAAACUA
This is a messenger RNA of Ostrea edulis (European flat oyster), 3294 nucleotides long. RefSeq names its product glutamate receptor 3-like. Gene Ontology annotation, biological process: monoatomic ion transport. The coding region runs from base 141 to 1718 and encodes 525 amino acids. The transcript has 6 exons. Gene Ontology annotation, cellular component: plasma membrane. The record is from RefSeq and is a predicted model, not a curated record. Gene Ontology annotation, molecular function: glutamate-gated receptor activity. NCBI's taxonomy places the organism in Eukaryota, Metazoa, Mollusca, Bivalvia, Ostreida, Ostreidae.